AUGAGCGCUUCGAGGUUCAUAAAGUGCGUCACCGUUGGUGACGGAGCUGUCGGUAAAACUUGUUUGCUGAUUUCUUACACCAGCAACACCUUUCCCACGGACUAUGUUCCCACUGUUUUCGAUAACUUCAGUGCGAAUGUGGUUGUUAACGGAGCCACGGUGAAUCUAGGAUUGUGGGAUACUGCAGGGCAGGAGGAUUAUAAUAGAUUAAGACCAUUGAGUUAUCGUGGUGCAGAUGUUUUCAUUCUAGCCUUCUCUCUGAUUAGUAAGGCUAGUUAUGAGAAUGUCUCCAAGAAGUGGAUCCCAGAGUUGAAGCACUAUGCUCCUGGUGUCCCUAUCGUCCUUGUUGGAACCAAACUAGAUCUUCGAGAUGACAAACAGUUCUUUAUCGACCAUCCUGGUGCUGUCCCUAUUUCCACUGCUCAGGGAGAGGAGCUCAAGAAGCUAAUCGGAGCGCCUGCUUACAUCGAGUGCAGUUCAAAAUCACAAGAGAACGUGAAGGGAGUGUUCGACGCAGCUAUCAGAGUGGUCCUUCAACCUCCGAAGACGAAGAAAAAGAAGAGCAAAGCACAAAAGGCCUGCUCCAUUUUGUAA
This is a messenger RNA of Microthlaspi erraticum, 594 nucleotides long. The record is from the annotation of a GenBank genome assembly. NCBI's taxonomy places the organism in Eukaryota, Viridiplantae, Streptophyta, Magnoliopsida, Brassicales, Brassicaceae.